Molecule: messenger RNA, 2235 nt
Organism: Rhizoctonia solani
Lineage: Eukaryota; Fungi; Basidiomycota; Agaricomycetes; Cantharellales; Ceratobasidiaceae
Product: GMC oxidoreductase
Exons: 13
Coding region: 1-2235 (744 amino acids)
Molecular function (GO): oxidoreductase activity, acting on CH-OH group of donors; flavin adenine dinucleotide binding
Source: RefSeq, a predicted model, not a curated record
AUGCUGGGUCGCCUUAUCCUCUCUCUCAUUCCCCUCGUGGGAGCAGCGUUCUCACAACAAAGUGGUGCAUGGACUGAUCCAGCCACUGGCAUUCCAUUCCAAUCCUACGUCGAUCCCGUUCACGGCAUCCGCCUUAGCACCGCGUUCCCUUCGGCCGCUUCCCCUACUGAAUUUGUUGGAGAAAUCGUUGCUCCGAUUUCCUCGAAAUGGGUUGGUUGGUCUCUUGGUGGAGGCAUGAACAGCAAUCUGCUCUUGGUUGCGUGGCCAAAUGGCAAUUCAAUCGUGGCUUCAACUCGUAUGUCUACAGGUUAUACUAUGCCCACUGUCAUCUCCGGCUUUACGCUCACUACCAUUACUGCUGGAUCGGGUGUCAAUGCUACUCACUGGAAAUGGCUCUUCCGUGCCAGGGAUGCACAUCGUGGACUUGGUAUGUGGGGACACAACACCGCCGAUGCGCACUACAGCAACUACGAUGAUUUCCUGGAUGGGAGUGUUACGCCACCGACUACUACAACUGGCCCAACAACUACAGCCGGUCCAACUACAACAGCCGGCCCUGUCGUUACAGCCACGCCGUAUGACUAUAUCGUUGUUGGUGCCGGAGCAGCCGGUAUCAUUGUUGCGGACCGUCUCUCGGAAGCUGGAAAGAAUGUUUUGUUGAUCGAACGUGGUGGCCCUAGUACUGCAGAGACAGGAGGCAAAGAAGUUCCGCCCUGGCCGAGCAAAACAAGCCUCACCAAAUUCGAUAUCCCCGGUCUGUUCGAGUCCAUGUUCUCAGGAUCGUUACCAUACUGGUGGUGUGAUGACGUCCAGCCAUUCGCAGGUUGUCUUAUCGGCGGUGGUGCAGCUAUUAACGGACUACUCUACUGGUACCCAACUGAUACUGAGUGGUCCACUUCAAAUGGUUGGCCAAGUGGAUGGCAGAUACCGAACGCUGCACUUGAAAAGGUCAAGGCUAGACUGCCUGCAACAGAUACCCCGUCGACGGAUGGAAAACGUUACCUCACUCAAGUGUAUGAUGUUGUCAAGUCUAUCUUGGACAAGCAGAACUAUUCCGCGACCACUAUCAACAAUAAUCCCAACGCGAAAGACCAUGUAUAUGGUCACCCAGGCUACUAUAUCAAGGGCGGAAAACGCACUGGUCCUAUGGAUACGUAUCUCAAGACGGCCAAGGCUCGAUCCAACUUCAAGCUUCUCACCAACACCAAGGUUCUCUCCGUCAUUCGCAAUGGCGCUCAGAUCACAGGUGUUCAAACCGAUAACAACUCCAUCAACGGGAACGGAGUCAUCCAGCUUACCUCGAAGGGCCGUGUUUCUAUCUGCGGGACCUUUUGGAACGGCAAAGAUUCUGUUCGGUCAACGGGAACGGAGUCAUCCACUUACCUCGAAGGCCGUGUUAUUCUAUCUGCGGGACCUUUUGGAACGGCAAAGAUUCUGUUCGGGUCGGGCAUUGGUCCAUCUGACCAGAUCUCGUACUUUGCUGCGAACUCCGCUCUGUCCAAGUACCUUCCACCUUCGUCACAGUACAUCAAUCUUCCGGUCGGCAUGAACGUCAAGGACAACCCAUCGGUCAACCUGGUCUUCACCCACCCUAGCGUCGACUCUUAUGACAACUGGGAGCCUAUUGGUCGAGCCCACGCACUGCUGAUGCAAAUCUAUACGUUCAGAGCCAGUCGGGUGUCUUGCUGGUUCCUCGCCCCGAAUCACUUUUGGCGCGCAUACGGUGGCUCUGAUGGCAAGACUCGCUAUGUCCAGGGUACUUCCCGUCCAGGAGCUUGCUGCUUCACCCCAAUAUACCCCUACAAUACAACGGCGCAGUUCACUAUCACAAUGUACCUUUCCACCGGCCUCACUUCGGUCGGCCGUAUCGGUGUUAAUGAUGCGUCUUUGAGAAUGCGUGCAAUUACCAAGCCUGGUUCACGGGAUCCCGUCGACAAGGCCGUCAUGGUAAAUGCCAUCAACGAUGUGCUUUCUACAUACAAGCAGGUCCCCAAUCUCGCGCUGAUCUCCCCCCGACAACGUUACUUCUAUCGAAACCCACGUCACCCAGAGAUUGGUACCAGCUCCUCGAGCUCGGUCGUCGACGCCAACACCAAGGUGUGGAACACAAACAACUUGUUCGUUGUCGACUCGGGUAUCAUACCUGGCAUGCCAAUGGGCAACCCUCAAGGAGCCAUCUUCGUGAUGGCCGAGAAUGCGGUGACGAAGAUUUUGGCCCUAUCUGGUGGAGCUUAG